Beauveria bassiana ARSEF 2860 is the source of this 1929-nucleotide messenger RNA. Its product is annotated as heterokaryon incompatibility protein. Lineage: Eukaryota; Fungi; Ascomycota; Sordariomycetes; Hypocreales; Cordycipitaceae. Bases 1 to 1929 code for a protein of 642 amino acids. The transcript has a single exon. The record is from RefSeq and is a predicted model, not a curated record.
AUGUUUGUCUAUAGAAGACUUCGACCGGAUUGUCGAGACAUUCGACUCGUACGGUUCAUGACCACGCCUGAUGCAUUACAAGGCAACGGCCGCCUCCAGUUGCAGUUGGCCUCGGUCCGAUUGAACGAGGCGCCGUCAUAUUGUGCUCUCUCCUAUGUUUGGGGAGAUCCCACGCCAAGAUUCUCAAUCAUCCUCAACGGUCAACAGUUCGAGAUAGCGGAGACUCUUCACUUCGCCUUGUCCCAGUUGUCUCAUGCAGCGCCUGGUGAUGUGUGGUUCUGGAUUGACGCCAUCUGCAUUAACCAAAGCGAUCUCGAAGAGAGAAGCUGGCAGGUGGGGCAGAUGCGAGACAUAUUCCAAAGAGCAGAAUCGGUCUAUGUUUCUCUUGGAGACAGCCACGACGAAAGCGCACUUUUUCUCGCCCUCAGUAAUUACCUCGGCCAUGACGCAAGGGAGGCUGGCGUUCUUGAGCUGUGGGCCAGUUUCUCUCACGGAGGCCACCGCAAGCUCACAUUUCCAGAUGACCCAGAAGAACACCCGGCACUUCUAUUCCUCUCAAAAGUUCUGGACUACGAAGAUCUCCGGGACACACGAGUGCUUAAUGCCAUGGCAUGCCUGCUGGACCGCCCAAUCUGGUACCGCGCCUGGGUCGUACAAGAGAUUGCCUUAGCCAAGAGCGGUAAAGUUCUUUGCGGGGAGCAGAGCAUCGAUCUCGAUGGCUUCCACGCUACCCUAACCGCUAUAUACUUCGCCAAGAUCGGCGGUUUUGCUCGUCGGCAGCCACAGUGGAACGACUUCGGGUUAGGUCUAAAUAACAACCGCUUCCAUAUCCAGUGUCUUCUUUCCCGUCUACAGCUUCGUCGGGGACAACCUUUCAGCCUUUUGGAGCUUCUCUUGUCAGAGAUGAGGGGAGCAGACUAUAAAAGACCAUUUUACGCGGCUUCGGACCCGAGAGACAUUAUAUUCGCCCUUUUAGGUGUCGCCGCUGACGCGGACGUGUUGGGUAUACGGCCGGAUUAUCGUCAGCCUACCGAACUAGUUUACACCGAAGCUACAAAGGCAAUGAUAAAACACUGCCCCCAUUACAGGCUGGAGUAUUGCACGUUUCCAAAAGAUACACCUCACCUGCCGUCUUGGGUACCAGACUGGGAGCGUAUCGGCCGCUUGGGAGUCCAGGUCCCCCCCUUGAGCUACCGGGAUUAUUUCCACGCAUCACGAGGCAGAACACAACCCUGUACUGCGGAAGCAAGCGGUCUUACGCUAUGGCGAAGAGGCAUAGUGAUUGACUCUAUUGCUAAAGUCUUCACUUUUGACGAGUCAACUAUUGCUGAACAGGAUUGUCGUGUCAACGGUAUGGACCUCGCGACUAUGUUGGAAUCCAAAACCGGCAGGCCGAAGUUUCUGAAAGCGUUGUUGGAUUUUAUAAAGCCGUAUUGCAAAGACAAUUCGUCGGAGUCAAACUUGUGGCGGGUUAUGUUGAGCGGGCUAAUGGGUAGUGAGAAACAGACGUCGGAAUUCGACGCCCUAGCCUUUCGAGCAUUUCGUCAGGAAGCAGUUGCCGCUAAUUCCAUUGACGAGGCGCAACUGGGCUAUAUAUUAAGGAACUCACGCCCGUACCCGCACGAGCUUGAACAAGACGAGGAUAUACAGACGCUUGUGGACGACUUUUGUGAUAGAAUUGUAACUAAUGUGGCCGUGGGGGCCCGUGGACGGGCACUACUUGUGACCGUUCACGGAGCGCUCGGUCUAGGCCCUUACACGGUGCGUGAAGAAGAUGUAGUCACGAUCCUGUUUGGCACGCAAGUGCCCAUAGUUUUGCGACCCGCUGGAGCCACAUACACGUACGUAGGAGAUGCUUACAUUGAGGGCUCAAUGAAGGGCGAGCGUAUGGCGGAAGAGUUUGAGGAGCUAGAUUUUGAAAUUAGUUAA